This is a messenger RNA of Hyaloscypha bicolor E, 817 nucleotides long. RefSeq lists its product as uncharacterized. Lineage: Eukaryota; Fungi; Ascomycota; Leotiomycetes; Helotiales; Hyaloscyphaceae. The transcript has 3 exons. The coding region runs from base 383 to 817 and encodes 144 amino acids. The record is from RefSeq and is a predicted model, not a curated record.
CGAUCAUCAGUUCCUGCGCAUAAUCUUUUACAGAACCAUUCCACGCUUGCGUCAUUCCUAGCAACGAUGGCCGCGGGAAUGAUAGAUUUAGUCCGACAGGCGGUCCGCAGCAUGCUCGCUGCUCUGCAGAUGCCCGAUGUCGAUGAGGACGAGCUUGACGACUUGACUCUUCGCACUGGUCACACAGUUCAGAAACGUCUUGUAGAGAUAAAAAGGAGAGGCGUGCCUCAACUCCUGCCCCUUCAUUUUCCAAAGAGAAGAAGAUGACGUAUCCCCUCAAAACACUCCUCCGCAUUCUCCUCCUUCCGCAGAUACCUCGAAUAACCUUACUUUACGCAAAUCGAGCCGCAUAGAGUCUAGUACAAAAAGAUCAUAUGAUGGCAUGCAAGGUAGACACGAUGGGGCACGAGGCUACGCAAGAAGUUCAAGUAUAGCGUUCAAGAGAUACCAGGAACGAGAGGAUAAUCUUAUGGCAGUAGAUGGUGUCAGAGACACGACCGAUGAAUACCCUAACAGCGACCCUGCAACAAAUACACCGUCGGAAGUUAUCCAAAAGCCUGUGAACAAGACUACUUCUGCAGCACCGUCUACUAAUUCCUCCCUCUUCAAAAAGCCUCCCAGCAGCAACCCGAUAGCGGAGACCACUACGGGGACGACUACCGUAUCUGCCGAAGAUCACUCGAAUAAUAUGACCGCCCCAUACACUGCUGGAGGAGAUGCUCCUACAAGCGACCCCGGUGCGGAUUGCAUCGAAACUACCACUGGUUCUCUCCCACCGAAUGAGCUUAUUAAUAUAAAGCGGCCGGUUCUCGAUUAG